Trichoderma atroviride IMI 206040 is the source of this 465-nucleotide messenger RNA. RefSeq lists its product as uncharacterized. The record is from RefSeq and is a predicted model, not a curated record. NCBI's taxonomy places the organism in Eukaryota, Fungi, Ascomycota, Sordariomycetes, Hypocreales, Hypocreaceae.
AUGUUUGUUAAACCAUCGUCAGCUCUUUUCCUGCUGUUGAGCGCCUCGAGGCUUGCUUCCGCCUCCUUGGUCGCUAAAAUCGGCUACUCUGCUGUCCUUGUUCCCGGCCUUCCAGGGCCUGAGCCCGGUAUAGGCUGUGGGCUUUGGGCGCAAGCAUCGACUGGUUCAGAAACAGCGUCGGGAAAUUUCGGUGGUAAUCAACCCACAGACGACUGUCCAGCAGCUGAUGUGGCUCUUUUCUGCGGAAGAUGGGGCUGUCCAUUUCAAAUGACAUUUGCUGGAGUUGUGGGACUCACUGUCAACUCAGACAACUCGGGUGACAAGUCGAUCUCUGUCACAGCGGUCGGCCUCAAUGGCGGCACGACUACCGUCAACUGCCCCUGGACCCCAGAGACUAUAUCUCAGUCCGACUCUAUCACCAUCUAUUCGGCAUGGUCGUGUGAUGUGAGCGGGGUCCAGCCUUGA